CACGUCAACGAGCCAGCACAUUUCUUUAAAUUUUUGAAUGUGUUCGUUUUACUUUUAUUAUUGUCCCGAGUUUUUAACAAUUUUUCCCAUCAAACUUAGUUACAACGUUUACGCAAUCAACGGCACACAGUAAGAUAACCCGAGAUCGAGCCCGAGCCCCUUGACCAAAAAUGGAGCAGUGGAACAAUGUGGAGCUGACGAAUAUGUCCAAAAAGUCAUAUACCCUGAAUCAUGACUACGAUGCUGCCGCAAAGUUGAACAAGGAGAAUACGCAGCCAUCCUCGAAUGGUAAUGGGACGAGUUCGGAGAAGCAGCCACCAGCAGAGGCAGCGCCAAACAGCAGCAGUGAUCUUCUCCAGCCAGGAUCUGACGUGAAGCCGAAAGUGGAGCCCGACGAUGUGGAGAGUUUGCUGCGACGCCUCUACGGGAUUACGAUAAGCGAGGUCAAGGAAAUCAUCGCCUACGACGAUCGCAACUUCUUUGUCAAGGAGGAUAGCAACGUCAAGAACCCUCUAAUUGUCACCCAUUGUCCAAAUGGCUACGUUCUGAAAAUUCUCAACUCGCUAGACUCCAAGAAAGAGGACUUUGUGGAUGCUCAGAAUCAGUUGCUGCUAAGUUUGGCAAAACAGAGUGUCAAGUGUCCCCGACCGAUAGCCAAUGCCAGCGGCAAGUACUAUUCGGUGGAGCGUCUCAAUGGCAACUCGAAUGUGGUGCGACUCCUGGAAUUCAUUCCGGGAGAGAUCUUCCACCAGGCGCCCGUUACAAAGCAUUUGCUAUACCGCAGUGGCGAGUACUUGGCCAGAUUGGAUCGGUCCCUGAAGAACUUCACCCACCAGGCCUACGAAACACACAAAACAAUGUGGAUGCUUCAGAGUGUGCCGGACUUGAGGCAGUUCCUGUAUGCGGUGAAGGACGAGGAGCGCCGCCUGAUCUGCGAGGAGGUAAUCGAUGCCUUCGAGGGUAAAGUUCUGAGUGUGCUGCCCACUCUGGAGCACCAGAUCAUCCACGGCGACUUCAACGAACAGAACAUAGUGGUGGAGCAGAGCGGCGGCGACUACACCAUCAAGGGAGUGAUUGAUUUCGGGGACACAAGCAAAUCUCCGCUGCUCUUCGAGGUGGGCAUCGCCCUCACCUACAUGAUCCUCCAGGCCAAGGAUCUGGCCAGCGGCGGAGUCUUCUUGGCCGGCUAUACCAGUGGCAUUCCUCUAGGAAACACCGAGCUGGGCCUCCUCAAAUACUGUGUCGCCGCCCGACUGGUCCAGAGCUUGGUCAUGGGCCUCUACACGCACACACUGCAUCCGAAUAACGACUACCUGCUGGUUACCCAGGAGCAGGGUUGGACGCUGCUUCAGAAGCUGUGGCGCGAGAGCCUGGAGAAUGUGGAUGAGCUGUGGGCGACCACUGGUCACCAGUACUUGACGCAGAGUAAUAAAUAAAAUCAAAUAUUAGGGUCUGUUUCGAUUUUCUGGUAAAACAAGCAAUCAAAUUAUAAUGUGAUUAUUCAUUAGGAAAGUAAUAAGUAUUAUAAAAUGUCUGUUUUUUAAGGAUGUAAAAGUCUUGUAUGUGUCUGUGCAGCUAAAAAUUCGAUACGUAAUUAAAAAUGUAGAAAUCUGUAAUAGAAAAUCGAAGGAGGCCCGUUUGGGAAUCGAUUCUAGAACCAAUUGUCAAUUAUAAAUAGAAUUUCCACAUAUCUCCUGUUUAGGGAAUGCAGCUUGAUAUUUCGAUACUGUAUUGAAAUUUAAUGAGACACUAUAACGGUGCGAUAGAUAUUGUUUUUUUUAUAUAUCGGACUAAUAAAAUCUAUAAAGAAAGACAAAUUAAAUAAGAUUUGUAGGAUAUUUUUUCGAAAUCGAUAUUUUUGGUCGAUAAAAAGACAAAUAAAUUAAAUUAAAUUUUUUCGAAAUCAAUUUUUUAACUUUAAACCAGAUAUUUAGGUCAGAUAUAUCAUCAUAUUUUUCCCUAUUCCUGUACAGAAAAUAACAAAAAAAAAUGUUACAAAUCCAAAUACUGAUUGCAUUUGUUUUAAAUAUUACUUUAUCCAAUAUAUUAUUAUUAUCUUUA
Drosophila kikkawai is the source of this 2061-nucleotide messenger RNA. RefSeq names its product hydroxylysine kinase. NCBI's taxonomy places the organism in Eukaryota, Metazoa, Arthropoda, Insecta, Diptera, Drosophilidae. The record is from RefSeq and is a predicted model, not a curated record. Gene Ontology annotation, molecular function: amino acid kinase activity.